UACACAAUCAUCCAGCAACAGCAAAAAAAAAAAAAAGCCGAAACAAAAACAAAAAAAAAGAAAAAAAAAAUCAUCCAGCAGUCGAUCGAGAGACAAAGACGUAGCAGCACGCCGCCCAAUUCACCGCGUGCUCUCUCGACGACGACGACGGCGGCCGCCGUCACGGAGCAUUGGAUAGUGACGAAAACUUCUCUAGCCCUCUCCUCUCUUGCGUUUGCGUAGACUGUAGACUGUAGAGCACCCAGCAGCGAGAGAGAAUUUAGAGCUUGUAGUGGGAGAAAUGCCUUCAAAAACCAAGAAGAAUUCAAAGGCACAGUCGAGGCUGCUGAAUGGUGACCAGUCUGCAGCAUCUCCUCGGACACCAUCAUUGAUACCUUCUCCCAAUUUUGAAGUUAGUGAAGAGAAUCUUGUGUGGUCUUUUGAUGAGGCUUCCACCAAAUACCCUGCAUUGAUUGGAAAAUCCACUUUCAUUGGCAAAGUUAUUGAAGUUGAGCGUGAGUCCAGAGGCUGUAAAAUUUGGCUCUCAGAACCUUCCAUGGUUGCGUCUUCGCUUGCCCCUGGUUCCCUUGUAUCGGUGUCACUUGCUUCAAGGAAGAAAUUUCCAUCUAGCUUCCCACUUUGCUCAUUAGCAGAUGAAUGUGCAGCGUAUUUUGGGGUUGACACUGAAGAGAAAAUGGCAAACAAAGCGGGGAGCUACUUUGCUCUUGCAACAGUUUUUCCUUCUAGCAAGGUUUUCAAGAAUGAAGUGAGAUUGUCUUCAAACCUUUCCCACACCAUGGGCUGUCCCACUUCAGGCAGUGUUGUGUUUGUUUAUCCUAUACAAAGUCAACUUCCACCACAUGGUAUUGUAAAUGGACUUGAUGAACCAAAUAGCAACGGAGUUCAGUGUUUUUCUGUUUACAAUUGCAAGGAAUUGUAUCUAGAGCAAGCUCUUUCGCAGAAUAGAUCAACAGUGAGAAGUAAUAUGUUGUCUUCCUUGAACUUCCCAGCUGAAAAGAAUCGUAAUACAUUAGAAAUUGGAAUGGUUUCAUCUCCUAAGACUCCAUUGUAUCAGUCAAAAUUUAGCUCUUCUAGUCCUAGUCUCUCAACCUCAUCAAUAUGUGGAGAUCCAGUAUCACAUUUACCAAACCCAAACAGUUCAUAUAUUGAUUCAUUUGACAUUAGUGAUGUAAUGGGGGAUGAAAGUGCUAAGAAACUUCUUCAGACAUGUGCUACUACGUGGUUGUAUUCUCGUAAUCUACUAUGCGGAAAUUUUGUAUCCAUCCCAAUACUUUCAAAAGUUUACAUAUUUCGCGUGAUAGGUGCUAAAGAUUUGUCAGCAAAGAGUAGCAGUCAUGAUCUCAUAAAAGAGAAAUGUCAUUUGCCCCCUGACACUCCUGAACUAGUGGACCAUGCUUUUGUGAUAAACCGUGAUACAAAAGUCUGUUUGUAUUCACCAUCAACUGCGGUGUCUGAAACUUCUAUUUCAGGUGUUGAACUUGAAUAUAAGGAUGUUAAAGCUAGGGUGGUAGAAAGUUCUUUGAAAUUGGGUGGUCUUUCAAAAGAAUAUGCAAUUUUGAAAGAUAUAAUAAUUUCCUCAUCAGUGAAAGCCACUUUAUUGAGUUUCGGUUUACGAACUACAAAGGGAGUGCUUCUGCAUGGUCCUCCUGGCACUGGAAAGACUACUUUGGCCCAACUUUGUGCCCAAGAUGCCGGUGUUGAACUUUUCUGUGUGAAUGGACCUGAAAUUGUGAGUCAGUUUUAUGGAGAAAGUGAGAAAGCUUUGCACGAAGUUUUUGAGUCAGCAUGCCAAGCAGCACCUGCAGUGGUAUUUAUCGAUGAGUUGGAUGCCAUUGCCCCAGCUCGGAAAGAAGGAGGUGAAGAGCUGUCUCAAAGAAUGGUUGCUACAUUGUUAAAUUUGAUGGAUGGGAUUAACAGAACUGAUGGACUGAUUAUUAUUGCUGCAACCAAUAGGCCUGAUAGUAUUGAGCCUGCUCUGAGACGACCUGGCAGACUUGACAGAGAAAUUGAAAUAGGUGUGCCGUCUCCCAAGCAGCGGUUGGAUAUAUUGGUUACUCUUCUCAGUGAAAUGCAACACUCUCUAUUAGACAUCCAAGUUCAACACCUUGCUACAGUCACACAUGGUUUUGUGGGUGCUGACCUAGCUGCCCUUUGCAAUGAGGCGGCCUUGGUUUGUCUUAGGCGUUAUGUCAAGUUUAAACAUUCAUGUCAUGAUUUGCACUCCAGUACCUUAUGUGAAGGUUGGUCCGGUGGUAUACUUGAAAGAUCUGAUUGCUUAGAAGAUACAAGAAAUAUUUCAAGGGAUUAUGCAGAUUCCUCUGUUUCAAAUUCAGGUGUAUCCUCAGAUAUUCAACCAUCCUUUUGCUUGAAGGGUACCAUUCCAAAAAUUCUGGAUAAUAUAAUGGAUGGCAUUGAUGAAGAAUGUAGGUUAAGAGUAACUUUUGAAGAUUUUGAACGGGCUAGGAUGAAAGUGAGGCCCAGUGCCAUGCGGGAGGUAAUACUUGAGGUUCCAAAGGUUAAUUGGGAAGAUGUUGGUGGCCAAAGUGAGGUUAAAAAUCAAUUAAUGGAAGCAGUGGAAUGGCCUCAAAAACACCAGGAUGCAUUCAAGCGCAUUGGGACUCGUCCCCCAACAGGGGUCUUGAUGUUUGGUCCUCCAGGUUGCAGCAAAACCCUCAUGGCACGUGCAGUAGCUUCUGAAGCAGGCCUGAAUUUCCUUGCAGUGAAGGGUCCAGAACUUUUCAGCAAAUGGGUUGGUGAAUCUGAGAAGGCUGUAAGAUCACUAUUUGCAAAGGCAAGGGCCAAUGCCCCAUCAAUUAUAUUUUUUGAUGAAAUUGACGGUCUUGCUGUUAUCCGUGGGAAGGAAAGUGAUGGGAUUUCAGUCUCUGAUAGGGUUAUGAGUCAACUUCUAGUUGAACUUGAUGGUUUGCAUCAAAGAGUUGAUGUUACUGUUAUUGCUGCUACAAAUCGACCGGACAAGAUUGAUCCUGCCCUUUUAAGACCAGGACGCUUUGAUCGGCUGCUAUAUGUAGGACCUCCAAAUAAGACUGACCGAGAAGAGAUAUUCCGCAUCCACUUGCGCAAAAUUCCUUGCAGUGCUGACAUCAGCAUAAAUGAGCUGGCCAGUCUCACGGAAGGCUUCACUGGGGCUGAUAUAUCUUUGAUCUGCCGAGAGGCAGCUGUUGCAGCUAUUGAGCAGGAGUGCCUUAAUGCUUCUGAAAUAACAAUGGAACAUUUAAAGACUGCCAUUAAACAAGUACAGCCAUCAGAAAUUCAGUCUUAUGAGGAGUUAUCAGGAAAAUUCCAAAGGCUUGUUCAUUCUAGCAACAGAAUGAAUUAGGAUUUCAGCAGCGCACCCUAGUAAAUCUAACUGGUUCCCAUCUCAGGAACUACAUAAAAUCUGUUGCCUUCUUUCUUUAUCAAUUCCCAACAGUCCUUUUACUCUCAAAGUCUGCAAGUAUGUAGCCCAAUUUUGAUGCAACUUUCUACUAUCUUCAUCUCCAUUUCAUCACAGCAUGUCAUUUACAUAAACCCUUCAAGAAGAGAAGACUACACCUUGUCUGAUUUAAAUAUGGUUUUUGAGGCAGAUAAGACUCGGAGUUCCUUGUGUUUGGGAUUCAAAAAGAAUGUCAAACAGAACCACCAUAUUUUGAUGGGGUUGGACUCUUGUAAAUGGUGAACAUGGAACUCUGAGUGCAGUGUUUUUUUGUUUUUUUUUUUUUGCCUUCCAUGUUUACCAAUCUGAGCUCCAAUAACAGAUAAAGCAAAUGAUCCUUUCUGGUGGGCCUCAGACAUUGGCAGAUGAUAUUUUGCAACAGUGAGUUAUAGGUUGCAUUUGAAAGUUGUGAUUAAAGACUAAGGGGGCAGCCCGUGGGAUGUGGGGACAAGCUUCUUUGUCCAUCCUAAGAACUGUCUUUUAGUCAUGACUCAUGUACAAGCAUUUCUACUUUUCUGGGUAUUGCAAUUUCUACUACAUAAGUACACAGGAGAAACUUGUGAGCUCAUCACUAUGGCAUUUGACCUGCUGUGGAAACCAUGAUGACUGAAAAUGGAGGGUUGACGCAGGUUCGGUUUAGCCAAGGUUGGCCAAAAGCACAUUAUAGCUUCCUCAGACUAGGAUUUUUUUUAGUAUUGCAUGAUCUAAAUAUCUAAAUUUUGGCCUGCAUCUCAAUGAUCUCAUGUAGAAAUUUUUGUGGUUGAAUUUUGAUUUUUUACAAGUUGGUAAAAUGGGUUGGACAAGUGAAUUGAUGA
Molecule: messenger RNA, 4248 nt
Organism: Quercus robur (English oak)
Lineage: Eukaryota; Viridiplantae; Streptophyta; Magnoliopsida; Fagales; Fagaceae
Product: calmodulin-interacting protein 111
Exons: 12
Coding region: 281-3337 (1018 amino acids)
Cellular component (GO): chloroplast; cytoplasm
Molecular function (GO): ATP hydrolysis activity; ATP binding
Source: RefSeq, a predicted model, not a curated record